This is a messenger RNA of Cherax quadricarinatus, 1651 nucleotides long. The record is from RefSeq and is a predicted model, not a curated record. NCBI's taxonomy places the organism in Eukaryota, Metazoa, Arthropoda, Malacostraca, Decapoda, Parastacidae.
AAGGAAGGUUUUGCCUUGCAGGCCGAAAUAUGUGCAGUGGAUGGAGCUCUAGCAUUUAUCUGCAGCACGUUAACCUACAAGUCACAGUCCAAAACUCUAGCCAUUGUUGAGAAUGGAGGUGGAAUACUCAGGAAUAUUUCUAGUCAUAUUGCUGUCAGAGAGGAUCUUAGGCAAGUGCUAAGGGAACACAAUACAUUGAGCACAUUGUUAGGGCAGCUACGUUCACCAAGUCUAACUGUGGUGAGCAACGCCUGUGGAACACUUUGGAACCUCUCGGCAAGAUGCAGUCAGGACCAGUGUAUGUUGUGGGAACUUGGUGCUGUUCCAAUGUUACGAUCACUGAUUAAUUCAAAACAUAAAAUGAUAUCAAUGGGCUCCAGCGCUGCUCUAAAGAAUUUAUUGCAAGCACGACCAGAGGGAAUGUCUUUGACAGAUCCUCGGCAUGGCAUGGGCUUGCCUUCCUUACAAGCCCGUAAACAGAAAGCUCUAGAACAGGAAUUAGACCCAUCACUAUCUGAGACAUGUGAUAACAUUGAGACUUCCCCACGUUCUUCUCCAACUCUUCCUCAGGGUAGUGAUCCACAUUUUUAUGGUCAGCCAGGAGAUGCUUCCCAGUACUAUCCAGGUACCAGACCCAUGUUUCACUCUUUGGGAGCACAGUAUAAUAAUGUAUUGCGAUCUGAGAGUAGAGACUCCAUAUCCUCAACCCAUUCUGAUAAUUCACACGAUCGAAUGAGGCAGCUGUUAAUGAGGCAUCAUCAAAGUAAUCGUGAAGGCAUUGGUGAAAAUGGUAGACCUUUAGAUUUAUCACUUAGAUCUAUGGCACCUCCAUCACAUUGUGUUCCAGAUAUUGCACACAUGAGCCAAGAGGAAUUGCAGAGACAUCUGGAAUCAAAAGAAUUUAAUGGAAGUGCUGAUGAGAUAUUUGCUUCACGUGUUAGAAGCAUGAAAGAUGCAUACAGCCGUCAACCUAGUGAAUCAGUACCUUUUAGUGAUAGUGUAAGUGGUAGUGCCAAUAUUAGCCGAAAUGGGUCAUUCCAAGCUUCAGGUCCACAACCACCAUACAGUCCUCGUAGAAGGUCAUCAAAUACAAGUGAGGAUGAGAGAAGUGGAACCGGAAGAAGUUUUGCCAGUGGCAAGCAACAGCAGCAGCAACCUCACAAUGAAGCUCAUUAUAGUUACUAUAGCAAAUAUGUGAAUUAUAGCCGCAACCUGGCAGAGGUAGACAUCGAAAAUGAUGCCCAAGAAGAGCCUCUUAAUUACAGCCUCAAGUGUGGUGCAGGAACAACAAUGAAAACACCAACUAAUGAGUCAAUGGCUAAUAUAACACAGGGUACUGAAAGACCAGUACCUCAGAUUGAUAAUUAUGUGGUGGAGAGAAGAGAAACUAGAAAAGCAGAGCCACAUCCUGAAGCUGAGAGAGAGCCAGAGAACUUCACUGGUUAUACAGAAACAGACCUUGACCAGCCUACUAACUUCAGUCUAAGUAUGCUAUUGGGUCAAUCUCUGGUACUGGUGGAGUUACCCGAAGCUAAUCAGUAGCAGUGCGAGGGACCGGUACAAGGCAGAGAGAGCAACAGAUCUCUGGAUAAUUUUGAGCAAAAUGAUGACUUUGAGUGGUUUGUAACUACUGUGAUCUGCUGAUAAUCUU